AUGGAUUUGGAUAAAGUUUGUUCGUUAUUAGAAACUGGAUUAAAAGAAAUAAAAUCACUGCGCAAUAAUUUUGAUGAUAUUCUUGCAAAAGCAAAAGCUCUUGCUAUAAAGUGGAAUAUAGUUCCAACUUUUAAACAAUCACAAAUAAAACGAACAAAAAAAAUGUUUGACGGUGAAGUAAAUUUUCGUUUAGAAACGGCUGAACAUCAAUUUAAAGUUGAUGUAUUUAACACAGUUAUAGAUAUUAUUACAAAUCAGAUAGAUUCUCGUUUUACUACUCUGAAAACACUUAAAGAUGUGGACAGUAUUUUGGAUUUGCUCAAAUUAAUAACAAUAACAUAUUGUGAUAUGAAUUGCUCUUUCACUGAAAUAAUCGGAGUACUUACGCUAUAUUUGACAUUACCCGUUAGCGUGGCAACUGCAGAAAGAUCUUUCAGAACGUUAAAAAGAAUCAAAACGCAUUUAAGGACAACGAUGGCACAAAACCUUUUGUCUGCGUUAAGUUUAUUAGCUUUUGAAGCAGAAGAAGCAGCUAAAUUAGAUUUAAAAGAUGCGAUAAACCAAUUUGUAGCUAUGAAGGCACGAAAAAAAAAAUUUCGUUAG
Molecule: messenger RNA, 603 nt
Organism: Hydra vulgaris (swiftwater hydra)
Lineage: Eukaryota; Metazoa; Cnidaria; Hydrozoa; Anthoathecata; Hydridae
Source: RefSeq, a predicted model, not a curated record